Pararge aegeria (speckled wood butterfly) is the source of this 598-nucleotide messenger RNA. RefSeq names its product cytochrome b-c1 complex subunit 8-like. The record is from RefSeq and is a predicted model, not a curated record. The transcript is spliced from 3 exons. Lineage: Eukaryota; Metazoa; Arthropoda; Insecta; Lepidoptera; Nymphalidae. The coding region runs from base 161 to 598 and encodes 145 amino acids. Gene Ontology annotation, biological process: mitochondrial electron transport, ubiquinol to cytochrome c.
CGUAUCAGAAUCCGUAGCAUGCCCAAAAAUAAUAUAAUUGGUAUAUUGAAACAUAGAGGCUAAUACAUACAUAUAUAAACAUAAAGGCUGUUUCUUAUUUAUUUAAAAUAUAUCAUGAUGGCAAUAACUAGCCAGUUACUAGGGUUGUCAUUGACUGAAAAUGAAAGUAUCUGCCAAAAACCCGUCGAACGAUUUUGCUGUCAGUGUUUUACAAAAUCCUGAGAUUAUCAUUUUGGACCAGCAAUUUACUAUUAGAGUUGGUUUAAACAAUUUUAAUAGGUGUAAUAAUAAGAUAUACAAAGUAAAAGUAACAAAAACGUUGAUGGGGAAGCAUUUUGGAGACUUGGCGUUUAUUCGGGGCAUAAUUUAUUAUACGCUCUCGCCGCAUGAAUUAAAACCAUUUGCUGGAGCAAUAAAAUAUGGUAUCCCUAAUUUUGUCCCCCGGACUUUGGCACGUGCUUGGACAUGGGCACCUCCUUUUUUGUUCUCCAUAGCGUUGUAUAACUAUAUCGAAGGUAGAUAUCAUCAAAAGUUGCGAAAAGAUCCAAGAGAUUAUGUAGAUGAAGCCGCCAGAGCCGGAGCCAGCGCCAGAGCCUGA